Messenger RNA from Tyto alba (common barn owl), 1397 nucleotides. RefSeq names its product ras-related protein Rab-4A-like. Gene Ontology annotation, molecular function: GTP binding; GTPase activity. Gene Ontology annotation, cellular component: postsynaptic recycling endosome. The coding region runs from base 42 to 683 and encodes 213 amino acids. The record is from RefSeq and is a predicted model, not a curated record. NCBI's taxonomy places the organism in Eukaryota, Metazoa, Chordata, Aves, Strigiformes, Tytonidae. Gene Ontology annotation, biological process: Rab protein signal transduction; regulation of endocytosis. The transcript is spliced from 8 exons.
UGCGUGUGUGCUUCCCCGCUCCCGAAAUACCGCAGACUGCCAUGUCCGAGACCUACGAUUUCCUGUUUAAGUUUUUGGUCAUAGGAAACGCGGGAACUGGAAAAACCUGUUUGCUACACCAAUUUAUUGAAAAGGAAUUCAAAGACGUCUCAAAUGUUACUAUAGGAGUGGAAUUUGGUUCAAAGAUCAUAAAUGUUGGUGGUAAAUAUGUAAAAUUGCAGAUAUGGGAUACAGCAGGACAAGAAAGAUUCAGUUCUGUAACAAAAAAUUACUGUAGAGGAGCUGCAGGUGCUUUGCUUGUCUAUGAUAUAACCAGCCGGGAAACCUACAAUGCGCUUACGAAUUGGUUGACGGAUGCUAGAAUGUUAGCAAGUCAAAAUAUUGUGAUAAUACUGUGUGGAAACAAAAAGGAUCUUGAUGCAGAUCGUGAAGUUACUUUUUUAGAAGCGUCCCAGUUUGCACAAGAAAAUGAGCUGAUGUUCUUGGAAACAAGUGCACUAACGGGGGAAAAUGUUGAAGAGGCCUUUGUACAGUGUGCAAGAGAAAUACUCUAUAAAAUUGAAUUAGGAGAACUGGAUCCAGAAGGAAUGGGUUCAGGUAUUCAGUAUGGAGAUGUUGCUUUGAGACAGCUGAGAUCACUACAUAGAGCACAAGCACAAAGUGCUCAACAAUGUGGGUGUUAAACAAAACACAAAAUCCCAAAUACUUUAGACACAGAAGCUGUCCUUACAAAUGGUGUUUGAAGAAAUGGAAAAGCUUGAAGGCUAUGCAGUUUUUAAAAAUGUCUUUCCACUAUCUACAAACAGAGCAAACCACUGCUGUCAGAAAGGUGGCCCGUGUGGUGUGGGGCAGGAGUGUCCACAUGACACACAAGCCUGCAAAGUGAACUUGAUGAUUUGGUGGACAAUGUUAAGACUCAUACCUGUAUGUAAACAUUUUCCAUUACCUGUUUUUGUUCUUUCGCCUCUAGUUUAAAGCAUUGCUAUAUACUGUAAAUAAUGUAACAGUAAAUUUACAAAGCAUGGUAUACUUACGUAUGCUGAUAGAAUGUUGCACUACAAGCAGUUUAAUAUUUUAUUUUUUUAUCAUAUAAACAAAUUUAACGGAGGUAGGCUUUGUCAUGUUUGUUUGCUGCACAAUAGUUUAUGACCUGAAUUAUAAAACCACUGGCACUGUCAGUGAAGGGUGGUUGGUUUAUUUUUUUCCUACUUAGUUUGCCACAUUCUAACAAGCUGUUGACAUGACUGAUUCUCAACAUAUGGUUAGGACCCAUACUUACGUUUAUUAAUAUGUCAAGCUGAAAAGGUAAUUUUUAUUGAUGUUCACAUAUCCUGUUUUAUCACAGUUCUUAAAUAGCUUUUGAAGUUCUUUUAUUAAACUUUAUUAAGUCUGUCAAA